AGCCCGGCAGGCAGCCAGCAGCAGUCUCUGCAGGGCCCAAGACUGGGGGCGGCUAUGGGAUCCUGUCCAGAAGAGCAGUAUUGGAAUCCCUUGCGGCAUCGCUGCAUCUCCUGCAAGCUGAAUUGCGACCAUGAGAGCGUGAGCACCUGUGUGGCCUUCUGCAAGUCUCUCAGGUGUCCCAAGGAGCCGGGCAAGUACUACUACGACCAACUCCUGAGAAAGUGCGUCAGCUGCAUCACGACCUGUGGACAGCACCCCAAGCAAUGUGCACAUUUCUGUGAGAACAAGCUCAGAAGCCGAGCAAACCUCCCUGCAGAGCUUAGGAGACAGCAGACUGGAGAGGUGGACGCCACGUCAGACAGUGCAGGAAGGUACCAAGUAUCGGAGCACAGAGUCUCAGAAGCAGGCACAGAGCCUCUUGGCCCCAAGGGGAGCACGGAGCAGCUAGCCCUGGUGUACAGCACCCUAGGGCUCUGCCUCUGCGCGGCCCUCUGCUGCUUCCUGGUGGCCGUGGUUGCCUGCGUCCUCAAGAGGAAGGGGGAGCCACUCUCCAGCCGGCGCCCCGCGGGGCCCCGCAAUCCCAAACCCAAGUAUGCCCACGGUGAGUGCUGGAAGCCGAACCCAGCGAUGGAGGCCGGUGGAGCCCCGGGCGCGAUUCUGGGACCCGUGGAGACAUGCAGUUUGUGCUUCCCCGAGCGUAGGGCGCCCACGCAGGAGAGCGCGGGCACUGGCAGGUUGGCGCCGGCUGUGGGCACCGCCGCCCCGCCUUGCGCGCACGCCCCUGACAGCGGCAGCGGCCAGGAGAUGCGCGCGCCCACCCAGGACGGGUGCCCGGGCGCGUGCUGGUGA
Messenger RNA from Perognathus longimembris pacificus (Pacific pocket mouse), 849 nucleotides. It is a transcript of the gene Tnfrsf13b, whose product is annotated as TNF receptor superfamily member 13B. The transcript is spliced from 5 exons. Bases 55 to 849 code for a protein of 264 amino acids. Gene Ontology annotation, cellular component: plasma membrane. The record is from RefSeq and is a predicted model, not a curated record. Lineage: Eukaryota; Metazoa; Chordata; Mammalia; Rodentia; Heteromyidae.